CACAAAUACAAACCUUUGAUCUCUACCUGAGAAGCCAUGUCCCUUGUGCUGUCUCUUGCCUAUCCCACCUCUGCCCUGCCCUCCAGCUUGUAUUUAAGUCCCUGGGCUGCCCCUCGGGGUGCCCCCCCACCCCAGGUUCCCCUUUGGUGUCAUGUCAGGCAUUUUGCAAGGAAAAGCCACUUGGGGAAAGACAGAAAGGACAAAAUAAAUAAAUUUCCACUGGCCCUCGGGGGAGCCGAGGGUUUUUGCAAGGAAGUUGUGGUGGCUGAGUGUGGUCUGUGGUGGGAGGCGCCCUGGGGUGUGGGGAGAGAACUGGAGCCCUGGUCUUGGUGGGCUACACAGGGGUCCCGGCUUGGGCUCUGUGUCGUAGGGUUGCUGUUGAAAGUCCUUGACCCAUUUCCUAAAGCCAGGAGAGCUGCCUGCUUGUGCUUCUGUGGUCCGUCCCCACGGGCCCAGCACGGUUCCAGCAGGGAGGGAGGCAGGCGGCCAUCAAUCAUAGCCUUUGACGAGCUGCGGACCGACUUCAAGAACCCCAUCGACCAGGGGAACCCAGCGCGGGCACGCGAGCGUUUAAAAAACAUCGAACGCAUCUGCUGCCUCCUGAGGAAGCUGGUGGUCCCAGAAUACUCCAUCCACGGCCUCUUCUGUCUGAUGUUUCUGUGUGCAGCAGAGUGGGUGACCCUGGGCCUCAAUAUCCCCCUCCUCUUCUACCACCUCUGGAGGUACUUCCACCGCCCUGCAGAUGGCUCGGAGGUCAUGUAUGAUGCGGUUUCCAUCAUGAAUGCUGACAUCCUCAACUACUGCCAGAAGGAGUCCUGGUGCAAACUCGCCUUCUACCUGCUCUCCUUCUUCUAUUACCUGUACAGUAUGGUUUAUACGUUGGUGAGUUUCUAAGGGGGAAGCCGGCCAGGGAGCGAGCCCAGAACGGACCGGACGCCUGUGCACCCCCAGCCCUGCCCCUGGGCCGCAGAGGCCUCAGCCCUGGGGAGGGAGGGGGCACUGGUGCCCCCAGCCUCCUCUCCACCCCCCAAACUGCUGCUGCGGGGACUUCCCGCCUUCAGAGCCCCCUCCCCUUGGACGAGGGCUGGGCAGAGCUCUAAAUAGGGGCUCCUCUGCCAGCCUGUGGGCAUGGCAGUCAGUCCUGGAAGGGGCGGGACCUCCGGCCUUGUCCGCUUCAAGGGGAACUUAGACCCUGCCAUGGGGCAGGGCUUGACCCUGGAAGUUCUGGGCCGCCCCCUCCACCCCUCACCCUGAGGCUCCCCCUGCAGGUGGGGGGGUACCCACACCGGGAAUGAGCAGGCUCAGCAGGGGGGCAGCCCCACCCCUAGUCUGCCCUCUCCCCUCCCCCAGGCUCUCUCUCCAGACAACCUCCCAUCCCCAGCUGUCCCAGUCCCGGCCUCCCCUGUCUCUUGGACCUAUUUUCUAUGUUGCCUGGAGGAGUCCGGCACCCCCUUCCCGGCCAUUUGUGACAAAAUAUGAAUAAACUACUGCAAACACAUGGGCCCCA
Sus scrofa (pig) is the source of this 1507-nucleotide messenger RNA. It is a transcript of the gene CNIH2, whose product is annotated as cornichon family AMPA receptor auxiliary protein 2. The record is from RefSeq and is a predicted model, not a curated record. Gene Ontology annotation, biological process: vesicle-mediated transport. Lineage: Eukaryota; Metazoa; Chordata; Mammalia; Artiodactyla; Suidae.